UACUAAGUCAUGACUAAUUUCUGUGUUUCGUCUCCUUCCGCUUGUGCAGGACCCAGUGGCCAAAGGGACCACGUACUCCGCGUUUAAGAACGCCAUGAGGAGAAAACUGGCGGCCCGGGCUUCCGCUGCCAGCAGCCCCCUUGUCACAAGAUGGCAGCAGCGGCACGCUGGAGGCGCUGCCGGGGCCCGCGGCUCGAACCGGCUCAUCAGCGCCACCGCGGCCACGGCAGUGACAUCUCAGGUGCCUAAGGAACUCUCCAGCAUAAAAACUGUUGUGACUCUAGCUAGCCAACAAGCUGCAGCAGGCUUGGAAGGGAGGAAUAUUGGGAGAGCUGGCAUGGAAAAGAAACAGAAACGUCCUUCCCAGCUUCCAGUGGUCCAGGAUGUUGGAUAUAGCAUUACAGAAAAGGGUGACAUGAAGGUCUGUGAAAAUACCUAUUGCACCUGGAAGGGGUGCCGAGAGAGGAACCAAAAUGAGUUUAGAGCUGUUACCAAGAUGAAGCUUUCUGUACCAAUGGAGCUAGAAGUGAGGCUUCAUAUUACUGGCUUGCGCAAUGAUUACUAUCUAAACAUACUGGACUGGAGCCUUGAAAAUCUCAUUGCUAUUGCUGUAGGACCUGCUGCACACAUCUGGAAUGGAGGAACUCUUCAAGCCAUUGGAAGCAUUGAUUUGAAUUCCAGUUCCAAAUACAUUUCCUCCCUAGCUUGGAUAACAGAAGGAGCUUGCCUUGCGAUUGGCACCAGUGAUGGAGAAGUGCAACUGUGGGACAUUGAAACCAAAAAGAGGUUGAGAAAUAUGUUUGGUCACCUGUCCGUGGUUGGAGCUCUGAGCUGGAAUCAUUAUAUUCUGAGCAGUGGUUCACGACUAGGAUCUAUUCAUCACCAUGAUGUUCGGAUUGCUCAGCACCAUGUUGGGACUCUUUGCCAAAAUAAACAAAGUAUUUGCAGCUUGAAAUGGUCACUAACCAACCAGUUGCUGGCAAGUGGGUCUAGUGAUGGUAUAUUGAAUAUCUGGCCUAGUGACCCUGGUGUAAAAUUGCAGUCACAGCCACUUAAAACCAUACCACAUCCCUCAGCAGUUAAGGCUAUGAACUGGUGUCCUUGGCAGUCUAAAGUCCUUGCUAUAGGAGGUGGAAUGAAAGAUGGGAUUUUGCGUGUCUGGGACAUUAAUUCUGAGAAAAUAAUCCAAAGUGCAGCUACAGAUUCUCAGAUUUGUUCCUUGCUGUGGUUACCCAAAACCAGCGAACUGAUGACUGGACAUGGCCUUCCUGAACAUCAGAUGAAAAUAUGGAAGUAUCCCAUACUUACCAAUUCAUCAGAACUCUAUGGCAAGUAUUUCAUUCACAAAGGGAGAGUCCUCCAUACAGCUCUGAGCCCAGAUCAGAGCAGGCUUUUUUCUGUUGCAGCUGAUGGGACGUCUUGUCUGUGGAAAUGCCAUGAGCCUGGGGAGAGCAAGCACAGCAGCAAGCCUUUUUCUGAGGGUUGAGCUCAUUUUUGUGACUUCUUUUCCUUGAAAGCAAAUGAUUUAAAUGUAUUUAGCCCAUUCAGUAAUUCAAAAUAUGUGUGUUCCUUCCAAUGGAAACAUGGCAAAAGAUAGUACAAUUUUUUUCAAGAGAAAGCCAUUUUCCUCAUCAGUCCAUAAUGUGAAAUAUUAGUAGCUUGUCUUACUUACCCUAGAGGAAAAAUAUUCUAACUCUAAAGAAUAACAGCAUAUUUAUUUUCAUUAAACUUGCAAGUUUAAUGAAAUCCACCCUGUGUCAAGUUCUAGCAUAAAGUUGUAGGUCCUGCUUUUAGCAGUGAUGCUUGUAAUUUUAUAACAUCUUAGCAUCUCCAAUGGAAAUCACAUGCAAAUGUCUAUAAAUUGCCUUGAAUCAUUCAAAGGCUAGGAUCAGCAGAUACCACUUCAAGCGUCUGUAUUGUUCUACAUAUCGCAUAGGUCAUGGUACAGAAUCUGUUUAGAUAUUUGUAGAGAUCUGGGUUAAAUAUGUAACUGUAAAUAGAUAUAAAUGAUUUCUUGGGAAAUCUUUAUUGUUUUCACAGUGGUAAUAAUAAGUAGCUUAAUUAGCAAACUGUCUCUAUUGGAUUUUGAUUUGUUUCCUUAAAUCCACCUACUAUGUUUGACAAUGAAAAUAUAAAUAAUUGCUUCAUAAUUCUAUUACUAUGCAUAAUUAUGUGAUCAACUAGUUAAUAAGCCGGGUGGACAUAGUGAAGCAGCACACUGUUUUGAUCAAACACAACAGUUAGUUAAUUCAUUCCUCAAGGGUACCAAUUUAAUUUUGUGUGACAGCAAACCUGGUAGCUGUUGCCUUCUUAUGCGUUGUAUUCAGUGUUCACAAGAGCCAAGCAUCUUUGACUUUAACAGACAUUUGCCUGUGUAAGACUUCUACACUGUCAACAGCUAUGUCAGGAUUGGUCUUCAGGUGCUAUUCAGAUGCAACUUAGUAGUGUUACUCAAGACAUGUUCUAUCCACAAAUAUCUUUGGAGCUUUGCUUUUAUUAUUAGGAGUGACGAGAGGCAAGUGGUAAGGAUUCACUCUUGCACCUGUAUAUUAGAAGCCCUGUGAGCUCAGAAACUCUUAUUAUUUUGAUUUUUUUUUUUUUUCUCUGGGAAUGUAUUUAGACUAUUUCCUGUAGGUGGGAAGAAUGGGAGAUUAGGGGAGCAGUGUCAGCCCAUGGAAAAUUACACUGUAAUCAAACACAUGAAAAGAGAUAGGAUAUGUUAGCAGGGAUGCAAGUAUCUCUGGAAAUGAAUGUGAAACUAUCAUGACUUUAGUUCUCAUCAUUUUUAAAACCUCAUCUUCUGCUGUUCGUAAAUCACAUGGUUGCUAACUUCACAUCUGGAAGUCUGAGACCAUUUUUUACCUAGUAAUUAAAUCUGCUACUAACCU
Neopsephotus bourkii (Bourke's parrot) is the source of this 2888-nucleotide messenger RNA. RefSeq names its product cell division cycle 20B (gene CDC20B). Lineage: Eukaryota; Metazoa; Chordata; Aves; Psittaciformes; Psittacidae. Gene Ontology annotation, cellular component: anaphase-promoting complex. Gene Ontology annotation, molecular function: protein binding; anaphase-promoting complex binding; ubiquitin ligase activator activity. The record is from RefSeq and is a predicted model, not a curated record. The transcript has 10 exons. The coding region runs from base 95 to 1486 and encodes 463 amino acids. Gene Ontology annotation, biological process: positive regulation of ubiquitin protein ligase activity; anaphase-promoting complex-dependent catabolic process; positive regulation of anaphase-promoting complex-dependent catabolic process.